This is a messenger RNA of Nematolebias whitei (Rio pearlfish), 999 nucleotides long. RefSeq names its product NADP-dependent oxidoreductase domain containing 1 (gene noxred1). Gene Ontology annotation, biological process: L-proline biosynthetic process. The transcript has 6 exons. Gene Ontology annotation, molecular function: pyrroline-5-carboxylate reductase activity. Lineage: Eukaryota; Metazoa; Chordata; Actinopteri; Cyprinodontiformes; Rivulidae. The record is from RefSeq and is a predicted model, not a curated record.
AUGGAUAUGGUUUCUGAUUUAAGUAGUUCUUUUGAGACGGGACUAAGCGUCGACGAGAAAAAGUUGCUUCAUCUCCGUGCGCGCUCCGCAGGACUGACGUUUUGCGGGUGCGCGCACGCAGCUUUCGUCUGUGAGCUAGUCUACACAUUGACUCUCUCCGCUGCCAGAGACUCAGUGGCACCAGGAGCAGACUGUGACCUCCAUGUGGGGCUCCUUGGUCUGGGUCACCUGGGAAAACAGCUCCUCAUCUGCCUCCUCCGUCAGACCAGCAUCAAUCCAUCCCACAUUAAGAUUUCCACCAGAAAUCCAGAAACAGCAGGUAUAUGAUAAAAGGACGGUGUCCCGACAGGAGUGGAGUGUUUUUUUGACAACCGCAGGCUGGCUGUUUGGGCAGAUGUUCUGUUCCUCUGCUGUUUGCCUUCUCACCUCCCCAGAGUCUGCUCUGAUCUCAAAUCUCAUCUUUCAAAGUGCUGCCUGGUGUAUAGUUUCCCCUCAGCUGUGCCGGUCACCAGUUUAGCUGAACGUCUUGGGCACAGUUUUGUUCUCAAACCCAAGUAUGAGUUUGAAAGUUGUGACACUGCGGACGUGUGGCUGACCUGCUCUGAUCUGACCGCAGCUUUGUCAGAUCCCUCACUGAGAGAGGCGUCAUGUCCUCUUACUAUGAAAGAUGGCAUUACUUUGAGUUUGAACUGGGUCUGUGGAGUGAUGUACAGCCUGUUAAAUAUCUGCACUUCUUCCUGUUUGGGAUCCGGCGAGGCUCUUUCUCUAAUUAAUGGCGUAUUCAACAAAGACUGGAUUAACAACGAGCGAUUAGAGGCGCAGAGUUUCAUCAGCUCCUCUUGUGCAUCUGUUCUGUAUCCGGCUGAGCCUUUUCCCUGGAUUUCUCUCACUGAUGCCCAAACCAAGGAGACCCCACUGCUGUGCUUUGUGUCGAGCAGCAAACCUGUGCAACAGUGCAUCUAUGCAGCAUAUAAAUCAUUCCUACAGAGACCGAUAUGA